Messenger RNA from Bactrocera latifrons, 1083 nucleotides. RefSeq lists its product as uncharacterized. Lineage: Eukaryota; Metazoa; Arthropoda; Insecta; Diptera; Tephritidae. The transcript has a single exon. The record is from RefSeq and is a predicted model, not a curated record. Bases 1 to 1083 code for a protein of 360 amino acids. Gene Ontology annotation, molecular function: nucleic acid binding; zinc ion binding.
AUGCAAGAGUAUUGUGCAAAUCAUGAAGACGGCGAUGGCAAAAAAAAGAACGUCAGCUUGGAUGUCAAGAACGGAGCGGCACAGCUGGACGGACUCUUCGAUGUAAUGAAGAGUUACCGCAGAAACUGGCUCAUCGCAGAAAACGAGAAAAGACGCGGUCUUCUAAGCAGACGGAUCACGACCCCAGAGCCAAAAACCUCGAAACGGUGGGCGACAAGUCCAGUGGAGCCUCGAGAAACAGUGCGACCAAGAAGUGAAAAGGACGGCGAGUGGCAGAAAGUCUUGUCCAAAAAAACAAGGAAGAUACCCGCAACCGAAGGAACGGAAAACAAAAAUCCAAAAGACGGAGGACAACAAAGAAGGAAUAUCGCCUCAAACCAGAGAGCAAAAAGCUGGCCCAAACGACAAUCGGAGACCGUAAUCAUAAAACCAGCAGAAGGAAAUAGCUACGCCGAGGUCCUCAAGUGUAUCCGUAGCAAGGUAAACAUAAGAGAAGGAGAGGUGAAAAUUAAAGGGAUUCGCAAAACAAGAGCCGGAGCUGCACUACUGGAGCUGGAGAAAGGACAAUCCAUAAAAGCCAGUUUCUGCGAAGCACUCAAGACGACCCUCCGAGAAUCCGCAACUGUGGCUGACCUUAAACCAAAAGCCACAAUAGAGAUUAGAGACCUCGACUCCCUUUCAACAAAAGAAGAGGUAGCAGAGGCUGUAAAAGAAGUGCUACAGGACUCCAUCGAAGACUUGACGAUAAGCAUAACAUAUAUAACGCUCGACGAGGAUAAAGCUGACAUACUGAUUCGACAGGCACGCAUAAAAAUCGACUGGGUUAACUGCAGGCUGCGACUGGAAGAAACCCCAAAAAUAUGCUUUCGCUGUUUUGGACCAGGGCACUUAGCCUGGGAUUGCAAAGGACCCGACAGAAGAGGACAAGGUGCUUGCAUAAAAUGCGGCCAACCAGGUCACAAAAUGAAAGAGUGCACAAAGCCCCCCUCAUGCUGCCUCUGCGUGGAGGCUAAACACGAAAAGGCUGACCAUAUCCCGGGAUCCGCAAAAUUUAUAGUAUAUAGAAAAUACCAAAACAAAUGA